Messenger RNA from Fusarium venenatum, 1443 nucleotides. RefSeq names its product Alpha/Beta hydrolase protein. The record is from RefSeq and is a predicted model, not a curated record. Gene Ontology annotation, biological process: proteolysis. Gene Ontology annotation, cellular component: fungal-type vacuole. Gene Ontology annotation, molecular function: serine-type carboxypeptidase activity. Lineage: Eukaryota; Fungi; Ascomycota; Sordariomycetes; Hypocreales; Nectriaceae.
AUGCGACUUAUAAAGUCUUUCGUUACAAUCUUCCCUGCCCUUAUUGCUUUCUCAAAAGCCCGCUCUGGUUUUGACAGCCAAUUCGCAAAACCCGCUGCCCAAGGUAUCAAUCGCACUGUUUUCAAACACGCAGCUACCAAGUCGUCUCUUGAAUAUGUCACCAACUCAAGAAUUUGCGAAACAACGCCUGGAGUGAAUCAAUAUUCGGGUUACCUUGACUACAGUCAAAAUGCAAGCAUGUGGUUUUGGUUCUUUGAGGCACGGAAUAAACCUAGAGAGGCCCCUCUAGUUCUUUGGCUUAAUGGCGGUCCUGGGUGUUCUUCUGAAAUCGGUGUUUUCCAAGAGAAUGGACCUUGUCAUUUCAUUGGUGAAAAUGACACUGAACCGACUCUCAAUCCGUAUUCAUGGAACGAAUACGCCAACAUGAUAUAUAUCGACCAACCAAUUGGUACAGGCUUCAGCGAGGGUGCUGAGAACGAAAUCAUCAAUUCGACUGUCGAAGCAGCUCCGUAUGUCUGGAUCUUUAUGCAAGCCUUUUUGGACAAUUUUCCAGAGUACAUGUCCCGAGAUUUUGGGCUCUUUACUGAAUCCUACGGUGGACACUAUGGUCCCAAAUUUGCAGAAUAUUUCCUUAAACAGAAUGACAAAAUUCGGGCGGGUUCUCUACACGGUCAUGAAAUUAACUUGGUUGCUCUAGGUAUCAAUAACCCUUGGAUCGAUCCUAUGUCUCAAUUCAAAGCCUAUGUAACCUACGCCUAUAAGAAUCCUUACAGGCAGAUUAUUAACGAGAGCCUCCAUGAACACUUUAUCGACUUGUACGAGAAAGAAUGUGUUCCUCUACUGGAAAAGUGUACAAACACAACCAUGCAGCUGGAAGCUUGUUCCAACGCUAGCCUCACCUGCAAUACAAUCAUGUAUGACGACUUGAUUGAAGCAAGCGGGGUCGACUUUGGCGUGAAUGAUAUUCGAAUCGGCAGUCAGGAUGUCGAUCCGGCUGAGACAUAUGUGGACUAUCUCAACCGGGAGGAUGUCCGGAAAAAGAUUGGUGCUCGCAAAGACUUCGAAGAAUGCAAUCUGAAUACUUUUUACAAAUUUGGCGAUACAGGAGACGAUGCGCGCCCGUAUUCGAAUGCACUAACCAACGUUGUGAAUCGCAAUAUGACGACACUGAUCUGGGUUGGUGACGCUGACUGGUCUUGCAGCUGGCCAGGCGUUCUCGAAGCUGUAAACUCGUUAAAUUGGCAUGGCCAAAGUGAAUUUACUUCGGCCGAAUUGAAGAAUUACACUGUUAAUGGCGAGUGCCAUGGCACGUACAGAACGAUUGACAACUUGAGCUUAUUUAAAGUGCAUGGUGCUGGGCAUUACGUUUCGUAUUACCAACCUGAAACUGCACUGCAAGUAUUUAAACAGACAAUGCAACAAAGGAGGAUUUUCUCAACUUAA